Molecule: messenger RNA, 3475 nt
Organism: Ananas comosus (pineapple)
Lineage: Eukaryota; Viridiplantae; Streptophyta; Magnoliopsida; Poales; Bromeliaceae
Product: probable potassium transporter 11
Exons: 9
Coding region: 728-3106 (792 amino acids)
Biological process (GO): potassium ion transmembrane transport
Cellular component (GO): membrane
Molecular function (GO): potassium ion transmembrane transporter activity
Source: RefSeq, a predicted model, not a curated record
UUUCUCUCCCCUGGUUAAAACCUUUCCCCUUCCCUCCUCCAUCGAUCCAAAAUCCUCCCGAAUCCCCUCAAAUCCAAAACCUCUCUCUCUCUCUCUCUCUCUCUCUCUCUCUCCAUCAUGCUCGGGACCACGCCACACCACCUGUGAGCCCUCUUCGCCCACUCCAAAACGACACCUUUCUCGCCCCUUCUCCUUCUCUAUCUAUGCCGCUCGGUCUCACUCUCUUCUGUCUCGCUCCGUCGACAUUUGCCUCUCUUGGAACCGGCCCAACUCGGGAUUUUGAUGCCUCAUCCUGCCCCAAAUCGAAAAUUUUGAUCUUGGAUUUGUUUGGUUUUCGUUUCUGAAUCACUAGAAGCGGGUAAUUUGGGGGUUUUUUUGAGUUGGGUUUUGUUUUUUUUUGCGGAGUUUAGUAUCUGGGUGGUGAAGUUGUUGCGUUGGAGUACAGUUUUCGAGCUCAAUUUUGGGGAAAUUUUAGCCUUUUUUUUGAGAUGGCGUCGAAUUUGUGAUGUGGCUUUUAUUUUUCAUCAGAAUUUUGUAUCGGAUUGUGAAGUUAUAGUGCUGUGGUACUGUUGUUGAGCUCACUUUGGGGAAAAUUUGGCCCCUCUUUUAAUUCAGGAUAUAAAUCUGGGGUUUUUGAUGCUUGUGUGGUGUUGGAUUAGAUUAAACUGUAAUUAUAGGAGUGGUGGUGUUGAAAAAUUUAUCUAAACACUAAAUCAGGGUUAAAAUAAUGGCGUCGGGAUUGGGAAAUGGGGAUUCGAAUAAGGGGAGCAUGUGGGAGUUGGAACAAAAUCUUGAUCAGCCCAUGGAUGAAGAAGCAGGGAGAUUGAGGAAUAUGUAUAGAGAAAAGAAAUUCUCGUCGAUCUUAGUAUUGCGACUCGCAUUUCAGAGCCUCGGAGUAGUAUUUGGUGACUUGGGCACGUCGCCCUUGUACGUUUUCUACAAUGUGUUUCCUCAUGGAAUAGAAGAUACAGAGGAUGUUAUUGGAGCUCUUUCGCUAAUUAUUUAUUCUCUGACUCUUAUUCCACUUCUUAAAUAUGUUUUUGUCGUCCUGAGGGCAAACGACAACGGCCAAGGUGGUACAUUAGCUCUUUACUCCCUACUUUGUCGGCAUGCGAAGAUAAAUACUAUUCCUAACCAACAUAGGACAGAUGAAGAACUAACAACGUACAGUCGUCAGACAUAUGAUGAAAGUUCACUUGCGGCAAAGAUUAAGCGUUGGAUAGAGGCGCAUGCAUAUAAAAAGAAUGCACUUCUUAUUCUCGUUCUUAUUGGUACUUGUAUGGCGAUAGGUGAUGGGAUCCUCACUCCUGCUAUUUCAGUUCUUUCCGCAUCAGGUGGAAUAAAGGUCGAAAAUCCUAAAAUGAGCAAUGAUGUUGUUAUCCUUGUCGCAGUUGUCAUAUUAGUUGGUAUUUUUAGCAUGCAACACUAUGGUACCGAUAAAGUAGGAUGGCUUUUUGCCCCAGUUGUCCUCCUCUGGUUCUUAUUAAUUGGAACUGUCGGAGCUGUGAACAUAUGGAAAUAUGAUAGUUCGGUUCUCAAAGCAUACGAUCCAGUUCAUAUAUACCGGUAUUUUAGGCGAGGGAAACAGAACAGUUGGAUCUCUCUUGGGGGAAUUUUGCUUAGUAUCACAGGGACGGAAGCAUUAUUUGCAGACCUAUGUCAUUUUCCUGUGCCGGCAAUUCAGAUUGCUUUUGCUCUAAUUGUGUUCCCAUGCCUCCUUUUAGCAUACACCGGCCAAGCUUCUUAUAUCAUGUGUAAUAAAGACCAUGUGUUCGAUGCUUUUUAUCGUUCUAUUCCAGAUGUUAUAUAUUGGCCCGCCUUUGUUAUCGCAACAGCUGCUGCAGUAGUUGCCAGUCAAGCCACAAUAUCUGCGACAUAUUCGAUAGUGAAGCAAGCACUUGCACUCGGCUGUUUCCCUCGAGUCAGGGUGGUGCAUACCUCGAAAAAAUUUCUCGGUCAAAUAUAUAUCCCCGAUAUCAAUUGGGUGCUCAUGAUUCUCUGCAUAGCUGUUACCGCAGGGUUCAAAAAUCAAAGUCAGAUUGCAAAUGCAUAUGGGACUGCAGUUGUGAUAGUUAUGCUAGUAACAACACUUCUCAUGAUCCCUAUAAUGCUACUAGUAUGGCGGAGCCACUGGUCUCUUGUAUGCAUAUUUACGGGACUGUCCCUGCUCGUGGAGCUCCCUUACUUCUCCGCGGUCAUAUUGAAGAUUGACCAGGGUGGGUGGGUUCCGCUCGUCAUUGCCGCCACCUUCCUCCUUAUCAUGUAUGUGUGGCACUACGGCACAGUGAAGCGCUACGAAUUUGAGAUGCAUAGCAAAGUCUCAAUGGGGUGGAUUCUGGGCCUAGGCCCGAGCCUGGGUCUCGUCCGGGUCCCGGGAAUAGGUUUUGUGUACACAGAGCUGGCGAGCGGCGUCCCUCACAUCUUCUCUCACUUUGUAACCAACCUCCCUGCCAUUCACUCUGUGGUGGUCUUUGUUUGUGUGAAGUAUUUGCCGGUCUAUACUGUUCCGGACGACGAACGAGUCCUUGUAAAGCGGAUUGGACCAAAGAACUUCCACAUGUUCCGAUGCGUUGCAAGGUACGGAUACAAGGAUCUCCACAAGAAAGAUGACGACUUCGAGAAGAUGCUCUUCGAUAGCCUCUGCCUGUUCGUUCGGCUCGAGAGUAUGAUGGAGGGGUACUCCGACUCUGAUGAAUAUAGCAUUUGUGGGCAGAAGACGGAGGUCAAGUCGAUCGACUUGCUCGUUAACGAUAACGGCUAUACCAACACUUUCUCUUCGAAUGUUGAUCUAAGUUACUCGUCCCAUGAUUCAAUCGUCCCGGCUCAAUCAUCACCACUUAGGGGGAGCAGUUUGGUGAGGUCGUCGGGCCAGACGAGCCAGACGGUAGGGGGCGAAUUGGAGUUCCUGAAUCGGUGUAAGGAUGCUGGGGUGGUACACAUUCUCGGGAAUACGAUCAUCAGGGCACGAAGGGACUCUGGGAUUGUGAAAAGGAUCGCGAUCGAUUACUUGUAUGCUUUUCUGCGGAGGAUUUGCCGCGAAAACAGUGUUAUCUUUUAUGUUCCUCAUGAGAGCCUGCUGAAUGUGGGGCAGAUAUUCUCUGUGUAGUUCCAAGUGGUAGAGUGAGCUGAGCACUCUUUAGUUUUUCGGGGUUUCAGGAGGCGAUACUUGCGAGACUUACUGUUGGUCGUGGAAAGAUGACGGCGAUGCCGCGAGAGGUAUCCUCUCGCGUGUCAUGAAGUGCUCUUCUUGUGCUGUUGAUUCCGAUCCAUGGGAACAAACCACUGGUUUGAGAAGUCGAAACUAAGCCGAUAUCGAGUAUUCUCGUAGAGUCGGCAAUCUGAUAGUUGGACUUCUUGCUUGCUAUAAUUUCAUAUAUGGUUGUAGACAGAGAAGUAAUAAUGUAUAUUUUGUUGCAUUAGGUCCUUGGAGGGAUUCAAAUAUUUGUAUCUUCUUUUUAUGAGGGAAUAUAAGAGC